Molecule: messenger RNA, 2347 nt
Organism: Pseudonaja textilis
Lineage: Eukaryota; Metazoa; Chordata; Lepidosauria; Squamata; Elapidae
Gene: CPNE4
Product: copine 4
Biological process (GO): cellular response to calcium ion
Cellular component (GO): plasma membrane
Molecular function (GO): calcium-dependent phospholipid binding
Source: RefSeq, a predicted model, not a curated record
AGGCGGAGGUGUUUGUCCGAUUUUCCCACUCCUCUGCGGACAUCGAUCGGAGGAUGCAACCCGGCUUUCCAGAGGCAUGAAACUCCCCUCUCUGGCAGCAUUUCCCCUCCACCGCACAACGCCUUUGCUGAAAGCGAAUUUUUCAGGAGUCCUGGAGAUUCCCACUUGAUCGCCGUCCAGAAAGACACUGUGUACUAUUGAACACUUGCUUCUAUAUAGAUCGGGUUGUGCAGAUAAUGAAAAAAAUGAGUAACAUCUAUGAAUCAGCAGCCAAUACUCUGGGAAUCUUUAGCAGCCCCUGCCUGACCAAGGUAGAAUUGAGAGUGGCAUGCAAAGGCAUAUCUGACAGAGAUGCCCUCUCUAAACCAGAUCCCUGUGUCAUACUGAAAAUGCAGUCUCAUGGACAAUGGUUUGAGGUUGACCGGACAGAAGUCAUAAGAACUUGCAUAAACCCUGUCUUCUCAAAGCUAUUCACAGUGGACUUUUAUUUUGAAGAAGUACAGAGGCUACGUUUUGAAGUCCAUGAUAUCAGCAACAAUCACAAUGGGCUGAAAGAAGCAGAUUUCCUUGGUGGCAUGGAAUGUACUCUGGGGCAGAUUGUUUCUCAGAGAAAACUCUCAAAAUCUUUAUUGAAGCAUGCCAACACAGCAGGGAAAUCUUCCAUAACGGUAAUCGCUGAAGAAUUAUCUGGCAAUGAUGACUAUGUUGAGCUUUCUUUUAGUGCAAGAAAAUUAGAUGACAAGGAUUUCUUCAGCAAAUCUGAUCCCUUUCUGGAAAUCUUCCGAAUGAAUGAUGAUGCAACCCAACAGCUUGUUCAUAGGACCGAGGUGGUGAUGAAUAACUUAAAUCCAGCUUGGAAGGCAUUUAAGGUGUCUGUAAAUUCCCUUUGCAGCGGUGACCAAGAUCGCAGACUGAAGUGUAUAGUCUGGGACUGGGAUUCCAAUGGCAAGCAUGACUUCAUUGGAGAAUUCAAUUCAACUUUCAAGGAAAUGCGUGGAGCAAUGGAAGGAAGACAGAUUCAAUGGGAGUGUAUAAACCCCAAGUAUAAAGUAAAGAAGAAGAAUUACAAAAAUUCUGGCAUCAUCAUUCUUAAUCUGUGCAAGAUUCACAAGAUGCAUUCAUUCUUAGAUUACAUAAUGGGUGGCUGCCAAAUACAGUUUACAGUGGCUAUAGAUUUUACAGCCUCCAACGGUGAUCCUCGGAACAGCUGUUCUCUCCACUAUAUACAUCCAUAUCAACCAAAUGAAUACUUGAAGGCACUAGUUGCUGUUGGGGAAAUCUGCCAGGACUAUGACAGUGAUAAAAUGUUCCCAGUGUAUGGCUUUGGAGCCAGGAUACCUCCCGACUAUAAAGUAGGUGAACAGGUAUCUCAUGAUUUUGCAAUCAACUUUAAUGAAGAUAAUCCAGAAUGUGCAGGGAUUCAAGGGGUUGUGGAAGCAUAUCAGAAUUGCCUCCCAAAACUUCAGCUUUAUGGACCAACCAACAUUGCUCCCAUCAUCCAAAAGGUGGCUAAAUCAGCAUCAGAAGAAACAAACACCAAGGAGGCAUCGCAAUAUUUUAUUUUGUUGAUUCUGACGGAUGGGGUCAUCACAGACAUGGCUGACACGCGUGAAGCCAUUGUACAUGCCUCUCACCUCCCCAUGUCGGUCAUCAUUGUUGGAGUCGGAAAUGCUGAUUUCAGUGACAUGCAGAUGCUUGAUGGGGACGAUGGCAUCCUGCGGUCUCCCAAGGGAGAACCAGUUCUACGAGACAUUGUUCAAUUUGUGCCAUUCAGAAACUUCAAACAUGCAUCCCCAGCUGCAUUAGCAAAAAGUGUUUUGGCUGAAGUUCCAAAUCAAGUGGUCGACUAUUAUAAUGGGAAAGCAAUUAAACCAAAAUGUAUGUCAGAAUAUGAGUCUUCCAGGACACUAGCUCCAUGAACUUUCCUACAUACUUGACAGAGUCCAGAUGAACUACUAUUUACAACUAUUGUACUUAAAAUGAAAAUAGCACGUUUUUGUGAUUUUUACUUAAAUUUCCACUCCCUUUCAUUUUUGCAUGUGUAGCCUAAAGGCUUACAAGUAAAGAUUAAGCUACUGUAUGUUGAAGACUUUUUAUGGAAAAAAACAAAAACAAAAUUAUUACUCUUUACAGCAUGUCAUCUUGAAAUGAAAAGUUAUCUGUAUCUGUUUUUUUAUACUGGUUUGUUGAAAAUUUGCUAAAUUUCUUAUUAUCUUUACACUGUAAAGCAUUUUGAAACAUUUCCUGGAAGUUGAUAGCCAAAAUAUAUUUGGGUUUAUCUGCUAUUAAAAUGAAAAGUUUUUUUCCAAGUGGCAGAUGCAUGGAUUAUAUUUGCAUGUUCCAAAAU